AUGCGUGUCAUGUUGACAUCUUAUCGAAUCACUGUAGUAACGGGCGACUUCGAGGAUGCUGGUACGGACAGUCGUGUGUUUCUUGUAAUGUUUGGCGAGCAUGGUGAAAGCCCUCAGUUCAGGCUGACUUCUCCGGAUCGGCGGGAUCUAUUCAGUUCUGGUGCCGUCUCUAAGUUCAUCAUCCGCACCGCUAAUCUCGGCGACAUUUCCCAUGUUCGCGUCUCUCGCGAUGACAGCGGUUCCAAGUCAGGCUGGUUCCUGAAGCGCAUUAUUGUAGAGGAUCCCUCAAGGCCUCACUGCUGUUACUUGUUCACUUGCAACGACUGGAUUUCCCUUUCCACUAAAAGUGAUGUCAACAACUCUCAGGUCAUUAGGAGGGAAACAUCUCAACUUCAAAACAACUACGAAUACCAUGUGACUUUUCAUACACUGGAAUUUCAUGGUACUGGCACAACAUUGGACGCCUUUUUGAAACUCUACGGAAAAGAGGGCUCGGAUCGUGAGAGAUGGUUCACCGGUCAGUCCUGCCACUUCGGUGUAGACGGAUCUGCUGCCCAAUUUAAACUAAAAACUGAUCAACAAUUGGGCGAUCUAACUAAGAUCAAAGUGGGAUUGGAGGCCAAAGAUCAGUCGUCUGCAUGGUUGCUUGAAAAGGUUGGUUGGUUGUACUUGUAUUCCACCCUUCAUUGCCCUGAAGCACGGUUUCCUUUUACUAAGUAG
Messenger RNA from Hydatigera taeniaeformis, 720 nucleotides. The record is from the annotation of a GenBank genome assembly. Lineage: Eukaryota; Metazoa; Platyhelminthes; Cestoda; Cyclophyllidea; Taeniidae.